Messenger RNA from Parnassius apollo (apollo), 1110 nucleotides. The record is from the annotation of a GenBank genome assembly. Lineage: Eukaryota; Metazoa; Arthropoda; Insecta; Lepidoptera; Papilionidae.
AUGGUUCGGACGGUGGUGGGUGAGACCAAGUCGAUAGCGGUCACAGAAGAAGUGCACCAAGGUUCUGUAUUGAGCCCUUUUCUGUUUUGUUUAGUUCUGGACUCACUCACUGAAGCGGCACAGAAUUCAGCAACGUGGACAUUUAUAUACGCUGACGACGUAGCCAUCUGCACAGACAGCCGCGCUCACUUGCAAGAGGCACUCGUGUCGUGGAAACAUCAGUUACAGACCGGUGGCCUUGUGCUGAGUGUGGCAAAGACUCAGUUCAUGUCCUUCAACGACCCAGAUACAAACAACAAAUGCAACUGCAAUGGUCACGCGCGUCGGUGCCGCUUCAACAUGGAGCUGUACAAGCUGUCUGGACGUGCCAGCGGCGGCGUGUGUCUCAAGUGCCGGCACUACACCGCGGGCCGCCACUGCCAUUACUGCAGGGAGGGUUACUAUAGGGACCCCACUAAGCCCAUCACUCAUAAGAAGGCUUGUAAACCAUGCGACUGCCAUCCGGUGGGAGCGAGCGGCAAGACGUGCAAUCAGACCAGUGGACAGUGCCCGUGCAAGGACGGAGUGACGGGCACCACCUGCAACCGCUGCGCCAAGGGCUACCAGCAGUCCAGGAGCCACAUAGCACCCUGUAUACGCAUUCCGCGCGUAGUGACCGCCGUCCAGGCGAUGGAGGCGGUGGAUGCAGAGCCGGGCCGCGCAGCGGACCAGUGCGGCCGGUGCCGCGCCGGCGCUCGAACUCUAAAUCUCAACAAGUACUGCAGCCGAGACUACGUCAUAAUGGCGCGGGUGGUAGGUCGCGAGGCGGGCCCGGCGGGCACCGCGUGGGCCCGGCUGGCGCUGAGCGUGCAGGCGGUGUACAAGCGCGCGCCGCGCAGUCGCCUUCGCCGCGGCGCCGCCGCCCUCUACGUGCGCGCCGCCGACCUCGCCUGCAAGUGCCCCAAGAUCAAGAUUAACAAGUCUUACCUAAUCCUAGGAGUGGAAAAAGAGGGAGCGUCAUCUGGUUUGCCAGGUUUAAUGGUUGGAGAGAGAACUUUACUACUGGAAUGGCGCGAUGAUUGGCACAGGCGCAUACGUCGCUUGCAGCGGCGUGCUAUCAACUGUCAUUAG